Molecule: messenger RNA, 332 nt
Organism: Bombina bombina (fire-bellied toad)
Lineage: Eukaryota; Metazoa; Chordata; Amphibia; Anura; Bombinatoridae
Product: nuclear protein localization protein 4 homolog
Exons: 3
Coding region: 90-332 (80 amino acids)
Biological process (GO): ubiquitin-dependent protein catabolic process
Cellular component (GO): nucleus
Molecular function (GO): ubiquitin binding; ubiquitin protein ligase binding
Source: RefSeq, a predicted model, not a curated record
CUUUAUACCUGGACAGCUUGAUAGGGAACGACUUCCUGGAGACACUCGAACGUUAAGAACUGCUGUCUGUAGACGUCAAAGGCCGGGUGAUGAGUAGACCCAGCCCGGGUAAUAGGGCCAUGGCGGAGAGUAUUACUAUCCGUAUCCAGUCUCCUGAAGGAGUCAAACGCAUUAUCGCAAGCAAGCGGGAAACUGCAGCCACGUUUCUUAAAAAAGUAGCUAAAGAGUUUGGUUUCAUAAAUAAUGGUUUCUCUGUUUAUCUAAACAGAAACCGGACAGGGGAAAUUUCUGCUUCUCCAAACAAAUCUCUCAAUUUACUGAAAAUCAAGUAA